Molecule: messenger RNA, 1368 nt
Organism: Salvia miltiorrhiza (redroot sage)
Lineage: Eukaryota; Viridiplantae; Streptophyta; Magnoliopsida; Lamiales; Lamiaceae
Product: pentatricopeptide repeat-containing protein At4g02750-like
Exons: 1
Coding region: 171-725 (184 amino acids)
Biological process (GO): RNA modification
Molecular function (GO): protein binding; RNA binding
Source: RefSeq, a predicted model, not a curated record
UUGCCAUUUUUCAUUCCAUGCGUUUCAGACAUCUACAUUGGUGUUUUUGAUGAUCAAAUCAAUAAUCGAACCACAACCUUUCAUCGGAAUUUUCAAUUCCGGUUGUAUAUGUUCAGUUUCAUCCCCGAAUUCAGAUUGAUUCGUGACAAUAAAUAGCCAUUUCUUGUUCCAUGCGUUUAAGAUAUCUCCAUACCACCAUCUUGCGCAGAUCAAGAACUAAUGGGCAGCGUCAAAGUACUAACCACCUCUUCGAACCACCGGCGAGGCCUAGAAGCAACAAUUUCACCAACUCCAACAUAGUGAAAUGCAAUGUAGCUAUGAGAAACCACAUGCGCUUAUUCCACUCGAUGCCCCGCAAGAGUGAGGUGACCUACAACACUAUGAUAUCUGGUUACUUUUCCAAUGGCGAAUAUAAUCUGGCUCAGAACCUGUUCGAUGAAAUGCCUGUAAAGAAUUUGGUCGCUCAAACUAUAAUGAUUAAAGCAAAUAUUAAGAACAACAAUCUCAUAGCUGCAUGGCGGUUGUUCGAUGAAAUGCCUAUAAAGGAUAUUGUCUCGUGGAACACAAUUUUGUCUGGGUACAUGCAGAAUGGGUUAAUGGACGAGGCCAAUAGAGUUUUUGAUGAAAUGCCUAUGAAGGAUGUUGUUUCGUGGAGCACAAUUUUGUCUGGGUACGUUCAGAAUGGGUUAAUGGACGAGGCCACAGGAAUUUUCCAUGAUAUGUAGAGAUUCGAUCUCUUGGCAAAAAUCAGAAUGGUGAUACCGAUGAGGCACUAGGGUUUUUUGUUGAGGUGACAAGGGAUUGGAAAAAGGCUAAGCACAUUUGUUUUUACCAGUGUUUUUAGUACGUGUGCAGAUGUUGUUGCUUUUGAGCUUGGUAAGCAAAUACAUGGGCGUGUUGUUAAAGGAGCAUUAGAAUUUAGCUACAGCGUGGGAAAUGCUCUUGUUUCAAUGUACUGUAGCUGUGGAAACAUCAAGGAGGCAUGUGAUGUUUUCAAGAAAAUUGAGGAUAAAGAUGUGAUAUAGUGGAGUUCAAUCAUUAAUGGUUAUGUAAGACAUAGCUUUGAUCAAGAAGCUCUCCAAUAUUUUGAGUCAAUGAAACAAACGUCUAUCCAACCAAAUGAAAUUACAAUGAUAAAUUCUAAUUGUGUUUAUACAUUUUUUCUUGUUUUUGAAGCAUAAAAGGCAUUUGAUGACUACUUGUUUUUUGAUUGCCAAUAAUACAAAGCUCAAAGUAUUUCUUAGAGCUAUUUGUAGUCUUGUACGACUCAUGUUGUACAAUUGAACUCGGAACUAAUUUGAGAAUGAAUAGUGUAGGACAUCUGUCAAUUUUGAUUGAUUAAUUGUUGUUCAUGUGAAAUAUUCAUCU